This is a messenger RNA of Paramuricea clavata, 246 nucleotides long. Lineage: Eukaryota; Metazoa; Cnidaria; Anthozoa; Malacalcyonacea; Plexauridae. The record is from the annotation of a GenBank genome assembly.
AAAGCGACGAUUCCGGAUGACGAUCCAGCCGUUAGGGAGCGAGACGCCGUACGAAUGCCCGCUCUUGCGUAUGGAGGCUUGACGGCUCUGCGUUUGCGAGGUGUGGACGCCGAGAUUGCCGGUCGCUCAUUCCGUCCACCAGGAUCCGGCGGAAAAGAGAGUUCAGCAUCGUGCCGCUGCGAGUGUGAGAUGGUCGACCAGGGACUGAACGCAUCCUUGAGCGUGUUUGCCGAGAAAGUCUGGUGA